AUGACUUUUGCGCAAAAUGUCUACAAGGCUUUCUAUGAGAAAGGCUUCAGGACAUGGCAUGCCCUAAAGGUGCAAGCCUGCCUACAUCGCAGCGUCCCGCUACAUUGCCUCGACAUCCAUCAUCUCUUUCCUCAACAUCCAUACUUUCCAUUUGGGCUGGAGCCCGAUGAAACCGGGCUGGCAACCGCCAUCACUACCUGGAAGCCGAUCAGCGAGAGCUGCCAUGUGCCAGCGUUCGAGCAGCAGUUCCAAUUGAGUUUAUCCGUUGCCAGACCCACCACUUUAGUGGUCACCAGAGCCACAGACAUUAGGCUGCCGCCGUUACUCGAUGACGGGGAAAACCACCUGGCGGUACUGGUAGCCGCCUGGGCUUACGCAUUGUCUGCCCGAUGGGCGGCGGUCAUCUCUCGAGCAGCGCCCCUCGAAUAUCUGGACAGUCAGGCUGCGUGGCAAGACUCGACGAGCCCGUCGUCAGCUGCGACUGUAGAGCUGGGUCUUGUUAGCGACGAUGCUGCCCGGUGGUGGGCAGCGGUUCUCGCCCCAGGCCAAGGUUGGAGAGCCUCGAUUCCUCACCACCGUGGCCACCUCUUGUCGCCGUGGACAGUGACGUGGAAGUCCGAAGUCGACGUUGUUCUGUCCCGUUGCUCCGCGAGUACCGCCCUCGAUUCACAUUCGCCCCCCAGUUUUGAGGCUGCCGUUCAGUACAUUGAAGAGUAUUCCGCUCUUCACUCGGCGCGCCUGCAGAACCGGGCCGCCCUGGCAACAGCACUCCUACUCCCUCUGGCCAAGCUGGAGAACCGAAGAAUCAUGCUGCCCCUACCGAGAAUGGGCCCUGGCAGCCAGCCGGGGGUGUCGGGACCGCAAUCUGUCGGGCAAGAAUACUUGCCGCAACUAGACAGACUGCUCAUGCUGAGUUGCAAUAUGCGAGGCAUACAGUCCAUAUUGGGAAGCGUCUUUUACGAACCCGGAAUCCCGUCCAAUGUUUGCGGGGCAUGGCUGCAGGGCACUUUUGCCGUUUUGAAAUCGGAGCAGGCGCGGAAAAUUGACGUGCUGGCUCGCAUGAUUUUCAAAAGAAGUCCACACAUCAGCUUCCUCUGGCUUGGGGCUCUUAUCUCGGGCGUACACAAGAACUUUACGAAUUGUCCGUUUGCGCUCAUCGGCUUGAAUAGAAUUGAUCUCCACGAGGCAGCUUGGACGGGAACGCUCCUGUCGUUCAUCCAGGAGCCCGUCUCUUUCACUCCCGGCAACCCAGGCCGCAUCACCCGCGCCGACGAGUGCAGACUUGCAUACCUUGGCCAGGGCCUGUCCGAGAGCAAGCUACCCCCCAUAUUUCCGUACCCGCCUCCAGGCACGACAGCGGUGGAGGACUUGAGCCUCGAUGUCCGGCUUCAUGCCGCCUGUUCGGGACACCACUGGCUCCGGUGUUCGAAAAUCAAAUGGACUUGUGCCGGAGGCAGGGUGGUGACCCAGGAACAGAGCGGCACGGGUGGCGCACUCCAACCAAGGAACUCAUCGGGCAGCGGCUCGAGGUGUGGCGGCGACGUAUCUGUUGGUGUGGAUUACAGCCAAUUCGAUAGCGAGUCAAACCUUUCGGGCUCGGUCACACGCAAUAUCUUUAUGUGGAUGCGAGAGCAAGACGGGUUCCCGGUCGCAGAACGAGGCAUAUACCAGCACGAGUGGUUUGAGGACUUCUCCGACGAUGAUAGCGUUUGGUGCGUCGAGGGCGACGCAAAGUCGACAACGGGCCGUGAUGUGGCUGUCAGGGUAGGUUUGUGGGCGUCUAGGGUUAUGACCAAGCGAUGCAACUCUCUGUAA
Molecule: messenger RNA, 1815 nt
Organism: Ustilaginoidea virens
Lineage: Eukaryota; Fungi; Ascomycota; Sordariomycetes; Hypocreales; Clavicipitaceae
Exons: 2
Coding region: 1-1815 (604 amino acids)
Source: RefSeq, a predicted model, not a curated record